GAAGUGGAUUAAUUAUACGCUUUCUGUUUCUCUCGUUGCUGUUCUCUCCCGCUGUGAGCCUGCCCGCCUCUCGCUGUCCCCUCUCCCUCUCGCCCUCUCUUCGGCCCCCCCCUUUCACGUUCACUCUGUCUCUCUCACUAUCUCUGCCCCCCUCUGUCCUGGAUACAACAGCUGACCUCAUUUCCCGAUACCCUUUCCCCCCCUAAAGUACAACAUCUGGCCCGCCCCAGCCCGCAGACAGCCCGUCCUCCCCAAACAAUCAGACGAGUCUCCCCCCCCCAAAAAAAAAGCCAUCCCCCCGUUCUGCCCCGUCGCAAUUCGGCCCCCGCGACUCGGCCAGAGCGGCGCUGGCAGAGGAGUGCCCGGCAGGAGGGCCAACGCCCGCUGUUCGGUUCGCAACACGCAGCAGGGAGGUGGGCGGCAGCGGUGCCGGUUCCCAGAUUCCAAUGGAGCUUCCGAUGGGGAAAUCGAUGCUGGUGCUGCUGACCUUCUUGGCUUUGGCCUCGUGCUGCUUUGCUGCUUACCGCCCCAGUGAGACCCUGUGCGGCGGGGAGCUGGUGGACACCCUCCAGUUUGUCUGUGGGGACCGCGGCUUUUACUUCAGCAGGCCAGCCGGCCGGGCCAGCCGCCGCAGCCGGGGCAUCCGCGGCAUCGUGGAAGAGUGCUGUUUCCGCAGCUGCGACCUGGCGCUCCUGGAGACUUACUGUGCCACCCCCGCCAAGUCCGAGAGGGACGUGUCGGCCCUUCCGACCGUGCUUCCGGUAAGACAUCGCCGCUCCAUGGCAGGCUGGUUAGGGGCUGGAGCCAGGGAGCUGGCAUCCCGUGACUGGCCCUGCCCCCUGCCCCCCAGGACAACUUCCCCAGAUACCCCGUGGGCAAGUUUUUCCACUACGGCGCCUGGAUGCAGUCCGCCCAACGCCUGCGCAGGGGCCUGCCUGCCCUCCUGCGUGUCCGCCGGGGUCGAGUGCUGGCCAGGGAGCUGGAAGCCCUCAGAGAGGCCAAGCGUCACCGGCCCCUGAUUGCCCUGGCCACCCACGACCCAGCUGCCCGCGGGGGUGCCUCUCCAGAGGUGUCCAGCAAUUAGAAGUGAGCCAAACGGUCGUGAUUCUGCGAAAUAGCCCCGCGCUCCUCCUGCUGUCCUCUCCACCGGCGGCCUCACCAUCCGGCCCUCCGAAAGUCUCUCUGCGUCACCUGCCCCAGCGCGCUCCCUGCCCCGCCCCUGUGCCCCAGCCUCCCCAAGUCAGGCUGCUCUGCUCGGCCCUUCCAUCGGCCGACGGUCGCGUCCCAACAGCUUCCAAAACGUACAAAACCAAUUGGCUUUAAAUACCCCCAAAUUAGUACCCCCAAAUGUCUGCCAAAUUACCCCCCCAAAUUACCCCCAAAACAUCCCCCCAAAUUAUCCCCCAAAACAUCCCCCCAAAACAUCCCCCCAAAUCACCCCCAAAAAACAUCCCCCCAAAUUACACAACAAAAUUGGAAAACAAACCCCUCUCUCUCACACACAUACCAGCCCCUUAAAAUCAAUUGGCUCCUUAAAAACACCAAAAAACCAAAUUAGCCUAAAAAAAAAAAAAAAACCCUAAAAACAAAAUUGGCUGAAAA
Messenger RNA from Artibeus jamaicensis (Jamaican fruit-eating bat), 1602 nucleotides. It is a transcript of the gene IGF2, whose product is annotated as insulin like growth factor 2. NCBI's taxonomy places the organism in Eukaryota, Metazoa, Chordata, Mammalia, Chiroptera, Phyllostomidae. Gene Ontology annotation, cellular component: extracellular region. Gene Ontology annotation, molecular function: hormone activity; growth factor activity. The transcript has 3 exons. The record is from RefSeq and is a predicted model, not a curated record. Bases 447 to 1019 code for a protein of 190 amino acids.